CUUAGAAAUCCUGAAGUCCAUGCUGCAAUCAUCCAAGGGUCAUUUUUAACUCCAGUUGUCACUAAUAAACUGUAGUAAUAGCAAAAUGAUCAUAUCUGUUACAUUUGGGUUACUCUUUGCAUUCGUUGCUCUACCUGGACUUUUACUGGGGGACUUAGCUUUCCGUUGCCCGAGUUGCACAGCAGAGCAUAUGGCUGCUUGUCCUGACGACCCUGCAGCAUGUAGAGAGAUAGUGAGGGAGCCGGGCUGCGGCUGCUGUCCGGUGUGUGCCAGGAUGGAGGGGGAGCUCUGUGGAGUCUACACGCCAAGGUGCUCCAGUGGCCUGAGGUGCUACCCCAGCGUGGGUGCUGAAUUUCCUUUGCAGGAGCUCAUUCAGGGUUUUGGACGAUGUGGACAAAAAGUGGAGUUAGAUAUCACAACGAGUGUAAACCAACAGGCAACAAAUGAGGUGUUUGGGACUGAAAAUCCACUCACCAAGAGACCAAGCAUAGACGCCUGGCUUUGGCAGGAGUCCGCCAUCAAACAACACCUGAAUGAGCGCAAAACCAAGAUGAAAGCAAACCAGCUGGAGAAAGAGCCACAGACUGCCUGUCAGGAGGAGCUGGACAGGGUCUUAGAGGAGAUCUCCAGAAUUAGCUCUGAGGAUAACAGAGGCCCGCUAGAGAACCUGUAUGGACUCAAAUUUCCGAACUGUGACAGAUAUGGACAGUACAACCUCAAACAGUGCCACAUGUCCACCAAUGGCCAACGGGGCGAGUGUUGGUGCGUUAACCCCGUAACAGGGGUUCAAAUACCAGAGACACCUAAAGUUCGAGGGGACCCCAACUGUAGCCAGUUUCAGGAGGAGCUCUGAGUGAUGCCCACUGCAGCAACAUUUCACAAGCACACCUCAACAACCAUCAUACUGAGUUGGCUUUUCUUUAAAAUUUAGUCUACAAAAAGGAUCAUUUUUCCAAAUGUGAAGCAGUUUCAGUAUUUGUGAGGUUCUUUGCUUCUUAAAAUGGGGUAAGGCUUGAGGUUAGAAUAUUAAAUAUAUGUAAUGACAAUAUUCUUCUACUCUACUCUGCCAUCAAUCACAUUUUCCUACUUACAUGUUCAAUCUGAGACUUGAAAUCAGAUUUAUUCCAACUCAAGGUGUGGAUAGCAACACAUUUAUAAGUAUGUUUUUACUUCAUUGAAAAGAAAUUUUGCUCUUUUAACAGCUAAACACAGUUUUUAGCCAAUGUUAAUUAAACUAAAGUAAACUAAUCAUUUGUUGCUCACUGUUCAAGAAGUUUUUGUAGGAUUUACUUAUUAAAAAUAAAACAAAACAAAAAUUUUUGUUGAUAUGCAUACUUAAAUUACCUUAAAUGUAUAUAAUAAAAUAUCAAGGC
Melanotaenia boesemani (Boeseman's rainbowfish) is the source of this 1373-nucleotide messenger RNA. Its product is annotated as insulin-like growth factor-binding protein 2-B. The record is from RefSeq and is a predicted model, not a curated record. Gene Ontology annotation, biological process: regulation of insulin-like growth factor receptor signaling pathway. Gene Ontology annotation, molecular function: insulin-like growth factor I binding; insulin-like growth factor II binding. NCBI's taxonomy places the organism in Eukaryota, Metazoa, Chordata, Actinopteri, Atheriniformes, Melanotaeniidae. The transcript has 4 exons. The coding region runs from base 86 to 853 and encodes 255 amino acids. Gene Ontology annotation, cellular component: extracellular region.